This is a messenger RNA of Eutrema salsugineum, 2271 nucleotides long. Its product is annotated as putative pentatricopeptide repeat-containing protein At3g11460, mitochondrial. The transcript has a single exon. The record is from RefSeq and is a predicted model, not a curated record. NCBI's taxonomy places the organism in Eukaryota, Viridiplantae, Streptophyta, Magnoliopsida, Brassicales, Brassicaceae. Bases 1 to 1878 code for a protein of 625 amino acids. Gene Ontology annotation, biological process: RNA modification. Gene Ontology annotation, molecular function: zinc ion binding; RNA binding; protein binding.
AUGACCGUCGCUGCAACCGGAAGCAUUUUACGGAACUCCGUCGUCGCUGCGGUGGCUUCGACGCCAUGGAACGUGCGUCUGAGAGAGCUCGCGUAUCAAUCCUUGUUCGCUGAAGCGAUAUCUCUCUACCGGUCAAUGCUCCGAUCAGGCUCCUCUCCCGACGCCUUCUCUUACCCUUUCACUCUCAAAUCAUGUGCCGCCCUUUCGCUCCCUGUCUCCGGCCAACAGCUUCAUUGCCACGUCAUCAGAGGAGGCUGCGAGGCUGAGCCCUUCGUUCUAACUGCUCUGAUCUCAAUGUACUGUAAAUGCGGUUUGGUCGGAGAAGCACGCAAGGUGUUCGACGAAAAUCCUCAGUCACGUCAUCUUGGUGUUUGUUACAACGCUUUGAUAGCUGGUUAUAAAGCAAACUCGAAGGUAACUGAUGCUGUGUGUAUGUUUCGUAAGAUGAAGGAAACUGGUGUGCCUGUGGAUUCAGUUACAAUGCUUGGACUUGUCCCGGUUUGCACGGUUCCUGAUCACCUCUGGCUCGGGAUGUCUCUUCACGGUCAAUGCGUUAAAGGAGGAACAGAUUCUGAAUUAGCUGUUCUGAAUAGUUUUGUCACGAUGUACAUGAAAUGCGGGUCGGUAGAAUUUGGUAGGAGAUUGUUCGAUGAGAUGCAUGUGAAGGGUUUGAUUACCUGGAAUGCUGUGAUUUCUGGAUAUGCACAGAACGGGCUAGCUCACGAUGUUCUGGAGCUUUAUGAGAAGAUGAAAUCAUCGGGUGUUUGUCCUGACCCUGUUACAUUGGUUAGUGUUCUGUCGUCUUGUGCUCAUCUUGGAGCUAAGAAGAUUGGUCAGGAAGUAGAGAAGCUAAUAGAAGCGAAUGGGUUUGUAUCAAACAUGUUUUUAAGUAAUGGGUUGAUCAGUAUGUAUGCUAGAUGUGGUAACUUGGCAAAGGCACGUGCUGUUUUUGACAUCAUACCUGUAAAAAGCUUAGUGUCGUGGACUGCUAUGAUAGGUUGCUAUGGGAUGCAUGGAAUGGCAGAGACUGGGCUAAAGCUUUUCGAUGAUAUGAUAAAAAGCGGCAUGAGACCCGACGGGACAGUCUUUGUGAUGGUUUUAUCUGCGUGCAGCCAUUCAGGGCUAACGGAUAAAGGUUUAGAGUUAUUUGGUUCGAUGAAGAGAGAGUAUAACGUGAAACCUGGUCCUGAACACUACUCUUGCGUAGUUGAUCUACUGGGAAGAGCUGGUCGAUUAGAUGAAGCCAUGGAGUUUAUAGAAUCAAUGCCUGUUGAACCCGAUGGUGCUGUUUGGGGAGCUCUAUUGGGUGCCUGCAAAAUCUAUAAGAACGUGGAUAUGGCAGAGUUAGCUUUCGCAAAGGUGAUUGAGCUUGAACCCAUGAACAUUGGCUACUAUGUAUUGAUGUCAAAUAUAUAUUCAUGCUCGAAGAAUCAAGAAGGAUUCUGGAGAAUCCGGGUAAUGAUGAGAGAGAGGGGAUUCAAGAAAGAGCCUGGGUAUAGUUACGUGGAACACAAGGGAAAAGUUCAACUGUUUUUGGCUGGCGACAGAAGUCAUGAGCAAACAGAGGAAGUCUAUAGGAUGCUGGAUGAGUUAGAGACUUCUGUGAUGGAGAUUGCGGGAAACAAGGACUGUGAUAGAGGUGGAGAGGUCUCGAGCAGUGGACGUGAGCAUAGCGAAAGAUUAGCAGUAGCGUUUGGGAUUCUCAACACAGAACCAGGCACAGAAAUCCUUGUGAUAAAGAACCUGAGGGCUUGUGAAAAUUGUCACGUGUUUAUCAAGAUGGUUAGCAAGAUUGUAGAUCGACGGUUUGUUGUAAGAGAUGCAUCUCGAUUCCAUUAUUUCAAAGACGGGUUCUGCUCGUGCAAGGAUUACUGGUGAAUUUUCCAAGAUUAUCACAAACAUGAUGCUCAAUUUUGAUUUUUCGCAUGCGCGGAAUGUACUACAGAGGGAUGUAUCCACAAACAAAAUGCGUACAGAAACUACAGAAGUGUCAUCUUCUACAAAAGGGAUGGUUUUCUGGACAAUCAUCCUCAUAGGAGGAGCUCCUGCAAGAAGGAAAACAGCUGUGAAGAAGAAAACACGAAACUAAUGGAUUCAGUGUCAAGAGCUAUGUCAACUGAAUUUGCUCCUCCGCUAACUCUAAAAGGGCAUACUUCCAUUCUCCGUUGUAGUUACUUGUCUUCUCCAGUAUAUUGACAGUCAUUUCAGAGUGUUAUUUAAGUGUAAAACAAUCCUCGCAGAGAUUGUAGCCUCCUUUUGUUUUAGCCUUAA